Molecule: messenger RNA, 5627 nt
Organism: Syngnathus acus (greater pipefish)
Lineage: Eukaryota; Metazoa; Chordata; Actinopteri; Syngnathiformes; Syngnathidae
Gene: rad54l2
Product: RAD54 like 2
Exons: 22
Coding region: 202-4626 (1474 amino acids)
Cellular component (GO): nucleus
Molecular function (GO): ATP hydrolysis activity; ATP binding; ATP-dependent chromatin remodeler activity
Source: RefSeq, a predicted model, not a curated record
UUAUAUGGAACACUCGGAGGGAGGAUUACACUGUAACACUGGGGGGAGAAAAUUGGAAAUGAGAAAAAUCCAAUCGCUUUAUUUUUACAAUUAGCCUGCAAGUGAAUUGAUCGGUCACUGUGCGUAUUAACAUCGGCAUUUCCACUCACGGACCCCUGAUGAAGGUGUGCAGGUAAUACUUUGAGAGCCCCGUAAGACGCCAUGUCUGAAGAGGCCAUUUCAGAAAGUGACCUGGAGGGUAGCCUUAACAGUGAAGAGGAUUACCAGGAAAAUGAUGAAGAGGACGACAAUGGCGAUACGGAGGAGGAGGACGAGGGAGAAGACGAGGAUGGGGAGGAUGAAAACUGUGACGAUGAUGAGGAUCUCAGUUUGGAAAAACCUGCUAGUGCUACCUCAGCUACCUCUGGAGAUCCUUCCUCGGAGUCACGGCCCGGAUCCCAGCCGUCCUCCAGGCCGCCCUCCAGACCAAACUCUCCCUGUCAACCUCCGGGCAGCCCUGGCAAAUCGAGUCAAAGCAAGACACCUUCCAGCAAAUCAAAGAAACAAAAAGCUUCUAAAGUAACCAAAUCUUCCAAGCUUUCAAAACGGUCCAAGCCUACAAAGCCUGCACACAUGAGGAAAAAUAUCAGAAAGCUACUGAAGGAGGACCAGCUUGAGGCUGGAACCAAGGCUGCUCAACAGGAAGAGAUGGAGAGGCGGAAGCGUCUGGAGCAACAGAGGAAAGACUUCCCUACACCUGCUCCAACUUUAUUAGAGUCCCAACUAGUGGGCCCAACAUCCUUUUUUGGGGAGGUGUCUCACUUGGUCCCCGCCCUUCUCGGCAAGCAGGAUGUGAUCUGCUUGGACAGCAGCGGUGAUGAAGAUGAAAGCAUGGAACCAAAACUCCCUGAGCUGGCUAUUAGAGAUGAUAUAAUUGAACUGAGCUCCGGGGACGAAGACACCUUGCAGAUAAGCAGCGAGUCGGGCGAUGAGGACGACGAGAGCCCCGGCGGCACAGAGGAGAGCAGCGGAGCGCACAUCAAUGACGCUCUGAACUUGCCUGAUGCCCAGGGCCGCGUGAUGGUUAAUAUCAACCACCCCGCGGAGGAAAAGGACAUUUAUCUCGCACCGCAGCUGGCCAAGGCUGUCAAACCUCACCAGAUUGGUGGUAUCAGGUUUCUGUAUGAUAACUUGAUUGAGUCGCUGGAGCGUUACAAGAGCAGCAGUGGUUUUGGUUGCAUCCUCGCUCACAGCAUGGGGCUCGGCAAGACAUUGCAGGUCAUUUCCUUCAUUGACAUCCUGCUGCGGAAUACCGAGGCUCACACCGUUUUGGCAAUUGUUCCUGUGAACACACUUCAGAACUGGCUGGCAGAGUUCAACCUGUGGCUCCCACCGCAGGAAGCGCUUUCCCCCGACACCGACCCCAAUUUGUUUCUCGGACGUGCAUUCAAAGUUCAAAUUCUAAACGAUGAGCACAAAACUACCAUGGCACGGGCCAAGGUGGUGGAGGACUGGAGCCAAAAUGGAGGCGUGUUGCUAAUGGGCUACGAGAUGUACCGCCUUCUCACAAUGAAGAAGAGUUUUGUCACAGGCAAGAAAAGGAAAUCAAAGAAGCCUGUCGGGCCUGUCAUCAUUGAUCUAGAUGAGGAAGAUAGACAACAAGAACUCAUGAAAGGUAUCGAAAAGUCCAUUCUACGACCCGGUCCGGAUGUGGUGAUCUGUGACGAGGGCCAUCGCAUUAAGAACUACCACGCCAGCACGUCACAGGCUCUGAAGAAUAUCCGUUCGAGGCGCAGAGUGGUUCUGACUGGUUAUCCGUUGCAGAAUAAUCUCAUUGAAUACUGGUGCAUGGUUGAUUUUGUCAGGCCGGACUUCUUAGGCACGCGGCAGGAGUUCAGCAACAUGUUUGAGCGGCCCAUUCUGAACGGGCAAUGUAUGGACAGUACGCCUCAAGACGUUCGCUUGAUGCGGUACCGUAGCCAUGUGCUGCACAGCCUGCUGGAGGGUUUUGUCCAGAGGCGAGGCCACGAUGUUCUGCAGGACCAGCUUCCCAUUAAAAUGGAGCACGUGAUCUUGGUGCGGCUAUCUCCCAUACAGAAAGCACUUUACACCGAGUUUAUGACUCGCUUCAGAGAGGCAGGAAAUAAUGGUUGGCUUGGUCUAAACCCCCUUAAAGCCUUUUGCGUAUGCUGCAAGAUCUGGAAUCACCCAGACGUGCUUUAUGAAGCUGUACAAAAAGAGAAUCAGGCAAACGAGCAAGACCUGGACCUCGACGACAUUGCCGGCGGUCCCAAAGGCAAAGUGUCGGAGUCCGGCAACAGCAAAGCCAGUAACGUUCCGCCGCUGCUCAAUCCCUCGCAGGAUCGAAGCAAUCAAGUCAUCACUUAUGAAUGGGCAAAGGAAGUCAUGUCAAACUACCAGAUAGGACUUCUGGAAAAUUCUGCCAAAAUGGUGCUGCUCUUUCAUUUGAUCGAUGAAAGCGUCAGAAGAGGAGACAAGAUUUUGGUCUUCAGUCAAAGCUUGUCCACCCUGACAGUCAUUGAGGACUUCUUAUCAAAGAGACCCAUUCCAUCACAAGACGCCGCCGAGUCUCAGAACCCCAACUGGGUUCGCAAUGUCAAUUAUUAUCGACUGGAUGGGAGCACUUCUUCCUCUGAACGAGAGCGGCUAAUUAAUCUGUUUAAUGACCCAGAGAAUACCAAAUCGUUCCUCUUCCUGCUGUCUACCAGAGCGGGUUGCCUGGGGGUGAAUCUGAUUGGAGCGAACCGCGUCGUUGUGUUCGACGCCUCCUGGAACCCGUGUCAUGACGCCCAGGCGGUGUGCCGGGUGUACCGCUACGGUCAAAAGAAACCUUGCUACAUUUACCGCCUGGUUUGUGAUUUUACCUUGGAGAAGAAGAUCUACGAUAGACAGGUCUCCAAACAGGGCAUGUCCGACCGCGUCGUGGAUGACCUGAACCCGACGCUGAACUUUACUCGAAAGGAAGUGGAGUCACUGUUGCAUUUUGUUGAGGAGGAACCUGAAGCUAACAAGAUCAAUAUGAGAAAUUUGGAACAAGAGCCGGUCAUUUAUGCAGCCUGUCAGCUUUACCCGCACUUCAUCACUAAACAACCUUUCCAACACGAAUCUCUGUUAGUGGACCGGAAGGAAUCCAAACUGACCAAAGCGGAGAAGAGAGCGGCCAAAAAAAGCUACGAGGAUGAAAAGCGAGCCUCGGUGCCCUACUCUCGUCCUUCCUACGCGCCUUAUUAUCCAAACAGCAACCACACGCUCGCCAACUUACCGGCCUUCAGUCAACGCGGCUGGCGUGCUAUGGCCCGGCCUGACGACAAGCCAGUAGCGAGCGUGAGGCCCAUCCAGUCAACCCCGAUCCCCAUGAUGCCUCGCCAAGUUGUCAUGGGCAUGGCGGGAGCGAGCUCUCCUGGCAGUUUACCUGUCAAUUUCCUGCAGAAGGCCGGAGUUUACGUUCAGCGCAUUGUCACCACAACUGACAUUCUCAUCCCGGGAACCAACAGCGCAACAGAUGUCCAAGCUCGAAUUCGCGCUGGCGAGAGCAUCCAUGUGAUCAGAGGAUCGAAAGGUACUUACAUAAGGACGAAUGAUGGAAGAAUUUUUGCAGUCAGAUCUGGAAAAAUCAGUCGGCCUUUCGCCGGGGGCGCCACUGUUUCAAGAGAUGGCCAGCGAUCUGUGAUCCAUCCACUCAGUAAUGGCUGCGCAUCCCCCGGGGAGCAACUGCAGCACUCACCUGACAUCGACGUUGACGUGGAGCAGCAGUCCUCGUCCCCCUUGAACGCCGAGCUUCUUCGUGAGCUCAGCCACUACGCGGCAUCCACCAGCGACAGCGCCGGCGGCGCGGGAAACCAACUCUCCGAUGUGUCCGUCGCUGCCACGGGAGAUGGAGGCAGCCUGAUUCCAGAUCUCCGGCCUCCGCUCGACGACGACCUGCUGAGUUCCAGUUUUGAGACGCAAGGGGUGAAACGCAAGCACACUGAAAGUCAAGGCGCCACGGCCAAACGGACUCCGGCCGCAUCGCAUUUUCCCGGCUUGUCCUUGAAUUCCAGUGGGCUCAGUUUUCCACCAGUGAGUCUGAACUCUUCCUCACUGUUGGGGAACCUGGGGCAUAUGACUCACCCUCUUCUGAUGGGUGGAAGCAGUGGGUCCUCAUUCCUUCAGACGCCGGGACAAACACUGGCCGACCUACAGAACAUGUUCCCUUCCGCACCGGGCAACGGACAACUUCCUCCCCUCUCGUCAUCGGCUCUACCCACAGCCCUUUCCCCGUCCUCCAACACCAUUCCAAUACCGUCUGCAUCAUCGUCGGCGACUACUUCCUCACUGCCGUCGGGUUCUCUGCCACCAUAUUUGAUGAGCCCCAAUGUGGCGGGCCUGCUUUCAUCAGGCUUCCCUAUGAACUACAGCCAGUCGUUGCUCCCCGAGCCCCGGAUGUUUCCCGGCCCUCUUCUCUCCGGGUCGGCGGGCUUCCCCGCAGCAAACUCGGCUUUGAAUACGUCCGGCUUCCUCUCACAUUACAGCAAUCCAACAUCCAGCCUGUUAGGAGCAGCUCUAACCCAACCUGACAGGUAUCAGAGUGCGGAGAAUGGAGGUGAUAGUUCAGAUGAUGAUGUCAUAGAGGUGACGGGACACUGAAUAUUCACACAGGAGCCGACGGACACAAAGUUUAAUUAUGGCGAGACUGAUCAAAAUGGGAUGUGAUUUGACAAAUUAUAGUCCUGCUAAAAUUGAUCCCACACAUGCCAAUACAAAAGGGAGUUUUAUUCAACAUAAAAAUUUGGGACUGACUUCUUGCACGUAAAACUGCCUUUGUGUUGGAUUUGCUGAGAAAUCUGUAGCGACACUCACCGGAUUUCCUUCAGAUUUUAUUUCAAACCACGCAAAAACUCACUGAAGGACAUAUACUAUUUUGACAGCCCAGAUAUUGAGGGGAAAUUAAAAAAAAACAUCCAAAAACUGAAAGAUUUCAGUCUGCAGAAAUGUGUAGCAUCCCCGAUCGAAAGAAUUGUGGUUCCAUGACUCGUCAUGUAGAUAUCUGUAGAUAACAGUUCUUGUCACUGUUUAUAUCUCAAGUUAAAUUCUGUUCAGUGUGUAGGGAGGUGUGUAAUUACAGCAUAUAUGAAGAUAACCGAUACGUUGAUUUUAUUAUGAUUUUGGGAGGGGGUCACUUUUUUCUCAUCAACACUCAAAUGAAUGUAUCUUAACUUGCCCUCAGUAACACACUCUUGUGUUCUGUCAUAUUUAGCCUUAAAUAACACAAAGAGGUCUUGAGUGCUCUGAUUUUUAACUCGGUACUUUUUUUUUUUUACUAUUGUUUACAUUUUUUACAAAUGUGAACACGCUCUUGUUUCCUACAACAAGAACCAAUAGCAACAAUUUGCGAAGCCUUGCGGAAAGCAAACAUUUCCAAUCAUGGUAUGCGUGUAGUCCAUGUCAAGGUCUGCAUCAGAACAUUCACACUCGCUGGUCAGGUGGCGCUGUGGGCUUCGCCAGCUAACCGGUUGCAAUGGCUUCCUGUGUAAGUAGUUCCUGUUAGUGGUGUGUUAGGUCUCUUCUGCUCUCGAGCCAUGUGUCUUUUUUUUAUGUUGUGAUGACACCGCACUGGUGUUUAGAUUUAGGAAUCUGUUUGCAAAACA